Messenger RNA from Neoarius graeffei (lesser salmon catfish), 2045 nucleotides. It is a transcript of the gene cbx8b, whose product is annotated as chromobox homolog 8b. The coding region runs from base 171 to 1313 and encodes 380 amino acids. The transcript is spliced from 4 exons. The record is from RefSeq and is a predicted model, not a curated record. NCBI's taxonomy places the organism in Eukaryota, Metazoa, Chordata, Actinopteri, Siluriformes, Ariidae.
CGGAGAGAGGGUGUUCGCUGCCGAAUCCAUCAUCAAGCGGCGGAUCAGAAGAGGUCGGAUGGAGUAUCUGGUGAAAUGGAAAGGUUGGUCACAGAAGUGAGUAUUUAACAACAGACAUGGCGAUCUCUCUCUCCCUCUGUCUCUCUCCCUCUUUCUGGGCUCUAUUUUAGAUGAUGUGGUUUGAGAUGCCGACGAUGGCUGGCUGUCAAACCAGAACCAGCUCGAGCGGCGCACAUGCAUGCACACACACACACACACACACACACACACACACACGCUGCAGCAGCAGGCUAUUAAAAACAACACAUCCCAUGCAUGUUCCUCACAGGUACAGCACCUGGGAACCGGAAGAGAACAUUCUGGACUCUCGGCUUUUUGCUGCUUUUGAGGAAAGGGAGCGUGAAAGAGAACUGUUUGGACCCAAGAAAAGAGGACCAAAACUCAAGACCUUCCUCAUGAAGGCUCAGGCCAAAGCCAAAGCAAGGUCCUAUGAGUUCCGUGGUGAAUCUUCACGCAGCAUCCGCAUUAACUACCCAAACCCCGAGCCUCUGGUGACGCCGAGGGCCAGAGAGGGUCUCCGCAGUGUUGUCCCAACCAUCUUCCCUCCCAGCACAGUGAACCGGGGAGAAAGCGUCCGACCCCCCCACCAGGAACCACCCCGAGAUCAUCGUCCCCUUCUGUCACCGAGAACCGAAUCAGACAGGAUGGGCCACAUCCCCAAAAAACGGGGUCGCAAACCCAAGCUGUUCAGAGAGGGCUACGCGAGCGUCCUCCACUCAGAAAAGAGCAAGAUGGAUGAGUCCAUGUCGGGCAUCCCAUCCAAAAUGGCGCGUCUCGAACUGGGCGAGGACGACGAGGACGCUCUGAGCGUGAGGUCUCAAAAGCGACAGAACCCUCUCCUUUUUCCUCGUCGGAUGAUGGAAUGGACCAAAACAAGUGAUGAGUGCAGGACUCGAGAGCACUCUGGCAGUCAUUUCCACCGCAAGUACUUUAAACACCUCCGACAUCAUGGAGCAUUGAAACAUGGAGACAUGUCAGCCAUUAAACAUCAUCAUCCUCAUUAUCAUCAUCAUCAUCAUCAUCGUCAUCAUCAGCAUCAUCAUCACCAGCCUUCACUCAUCGCUAAGAUCCCCAUGGCACGGAUUCUCGGAGAACCAGAGGAGGAAGUGGACCAGGAGGAGGACGAGGACACAUGGAGACCCUGCUUCAGCAACGUGGAGAAGGUAACGAUUACAGACGUGACGACAAACUUUUUAACCGUCACCAUCAAAGAGAGCAACACGGACGAAGGCUUCUUUAAAGACAAGAGAUGAUUCGGUUCUUGUGACACACUUCGAUAAUUCUAUUACAAUAUUCCACCUGAGCUGCAGUAUCGUUACCAGAAUAUCGUCCAUCUGGAGAACAGGAUGAGGAGUGGAGGAUAAAUAAUGAAUUAUGAAGACAAACCUGAGGAAUAUUUUCAUAAUCAUGUAGAAUCAUUUGAGAAUUACUAAUAAUGAUUGUGACCAGUGAUAAUGUUAUUACAAUGAACAUUUAAAAUAAAGAUCUCAGAUUUCUUUUAGGGUCAAGUGACAUGUGAAGAACCAUUUUUGAUUCCCUGAAAACCUACUGCAAAGUUCUGGAAGCAUUUUAUUGGUUCCAUGGUGAACUCAAGAUUCCCAGCUCAGUGUACACUGUUUUUUUUUUUUUUUAGGAAACCAAAAAUGGUUCUUUUUCACUUUCCGUGUUGGUUUUAAAGCCCGUAGUCACAACCACAAAGUGUUUGUUUCUGCUCCUUUCUCAUCACCAUGUGCUGUAUUUGAUGAUCUCGAGAUAUGAACGUUUUAUUCUGUUUUCUGUGUUGAACACUGAACCGUGAUGGAGGACGUGCUCGAGGAGAAGUUUGCAUGCACUAGAAAAAGCUUCAGCUGUGAGCUGAAUCAGUGUCUGGGGUUAUAGAUGUGUAUCUGUUUGGCUCCCGGAGCCCUGUUCCUGUAAAAAAAAAAAAAAGACUACAUUUUUAAAAAAAAAUCACAAAUCAUAUACUAAACUAAAUAUAUAUGACA